GAAGUUGAGUCAAGAGUGUAAAUUAUGCACGCACAUUGAUUUUCUGACUGCGACGUUGCUGUUGUUCCCGACCGCGUCGUCGUCGUCUACGUCGUUAUAUCCUCACCAUCUUGAUCAUUCUAUAUAUGGCAUUCAGCAUAUAUAGGCAAUCUGCUCUGUUUGUCGCAUGAUAUCGUCGGAACUUGUGUCGUCGACGGCUUUGUUGAAUGCGUGUUAUCAGCGCAACAACAGCCCAACAAAAGAUGAAGUUUCGCUGUCAACAACACUUGAAGAGUGCUACACAUCUCCAACAGAUACAGCGCCAACAACAGCAACAAUGACCAAACAAUUGACAACAACGACAGCAACCAAUGCGGCAUCAAGCAUAACCCAAACGGGAGACUUGGCGCCCACAGUUAUAUCACCAACAGCAUCCUCGACUACAAUCAGAACAGCAGGAGAAGCAGCAGGACCAGGACACAGACCUGCAAGUGGCGCUGCCACUGGCACACUUUCAACUCUGACAGUUGCAACAAAGAGUUUGACGCAAGCAGCAACAACAUCAUCAUCUUCAGGCACAAACUUAAGUAACGAUGCCAGCGGUCGUUCGGCAGCUCUGGAGCGUGCCUACGUCCAUGAUGUGUACGAGCACUGUGAGGAGCCCACGGGCCCGGUGCGGCCACGUAUGGCUCACUUUCUGAGCAACCUGGAGCCGGGCUCCGUCGUGUGCGACGUGGGCUGUGGCAGCGGACGCUACCUCACACAAUGCAAUCCGGCAAUUUUCACAAUUGGCGUGGAGCGGUGUUACCGCCUUAGCAAAGUGGCCAACGAGAAGGGAGGAGAGGUGGCGCUUUGCGACAAUCUGGAGCUGCCCUUCCGCGACGACAGCUUCGAUGCCGUGCUCUCCCUCGCCGUCGUGCAUCACUUUGCUACGACGGAGCGACGUGUUCAGGCCUUGAGGGAGCUGGCCCGGAUCCUGCGUAUUGGCGGCCGUGUGGUCAUAACUGUGUGGGCACUGGAGCAGCGUCAUCGUCGCUUCGAGUCGCAGGAUGUGCUCAUACCGUGGCAGCCGCCCAAGAAUCGCAAUUAUUCAUAUUCCGAUGAGGAGGACGACGACAAUUGUCAGGCGCCGUAUCACGCCUACACGGAGGACUCGACAAACUCCAGCCGCUCGGCAGGAGAUGGCGACAGUUCAAGUCUGAGUUCAUCGUCGCCCGGUGAGUCCUGCUACAGUUUUGUGCGACGCGCCAUACAGAAAUUGGCCCGUGGACGUCGUCAUGCGUGGUUCAUGGACUCUUGGUCUUCCAAGGAUACCAAAAACGACAGCAGCCUGGACUAUGAGGAUGCCAAGGAUCUGCCCAUCGAGCUGCGUCGAUUGGAAGACUUUGAAGACUUUCCACCGGAUCCACCACUGUCCGCCGGCCUGAAGUCCCGCAGCCUGGGCAGCAUUUUGCAGCCGCCACCCCGACAGAUUGUGCGCUCACGCUCAAGUGUGCCCAGUCUGGGGGGUCCCCUGAUUCCGGGCGAGCCAAAGGCCAGUGCGGCGGCUAUGCUGCUCAAUGCACCCGAGGCACAGCAGUUGAAUGGGAGGCACUCGCCCACGAUCACGGUCAGUGCGGGCAACACGCUCAGCCGACGGCCCAAACUCAUCAAGCAGAAGCAAUCGCUCUGCGAGGAAGAUGGCCUGUCAGAUGCCGCGACGCCCCCGAACUCCGAGGCGUUCCAUAUGAUGAACAGCUACAACAGCGUCAAUGGGGGCAUGAGCAGCAGCCUGUGCACGAGAAGCGGCUGCUAUGCCAACAAUUUCCAUCAUCAUGCCUCAGCGGUGGCAACGACUAAUGGAACGGUACCACCAGGCAGUGCCUCGGGGCUGCGCAAGCAGAGCUCUCUCAAUGAGGAGCUGAUGGCCUGCAAUCGACUGCGAGAGAAGGAACGCGUGCGCAAGCGCAUCCAAAAGCAGACAUCCCUCAACGAGGCGUUCCUCUGUCGCUCGGCGAUGUUCUCGAAGCGGCUGCAGGUUAUACGCGAGGGAUUCACCACCAAAAUCAAGAGCUCGACGGGCAGCCUGGAGCGGGUGACCAAAAAAGGCAUCAGCAAGCUGAUCCAGAACAUCAAGAGUGCGCCACAGACGCCAUCGAUUCCGGUACAGAGCGCCGCGAUGGUGAAUUAUGCUGCCACAAACAACAAUAACAAGCAGACCACAGUGUCGGCACCACAGCAGCCGCAGCAGCACCACCACAAUCACCAUCAUCACCACCAUCUGCCGCAGCAGUAUCUGUCGCACCUAAUACUGUCCAAUACGGCCACGUCGCCCGCACCAACAACCGCUGCCGGCUCAGUGACGUAUUGCAGCUGCGUGGACUGCAGUUUGGGGAAUGUCUGCUACUGCAGCCAGUACCAGCAGGAAUGCUUUGUCUGUGAGAACAGCGAGCAAGCCAAGGCCCGACGACACUCGCGCGAAUCCGGCUCGGAUUCGUCCAAGGACAGCAGUCUGCAGUCGGACACGAGCAUCGAGUCGGAGGAUAGUUUCGCCUCGGUCAUCUUCAUACCCAAGCCAGAGCAGCAUCAGCAGCAGCUGAACUAUCAGCAUCAGCACCACAACUCCAACUCCAGUUCGAGCAAUUCCUCCUCCAGCAAUGGUCAAGCGGUGAAUUCGGUUACGGGGGGAACGACUGGAGCAGCUAAUCCACAGGGGAGCAACUAUCCCAACUUUCGACUGCCGCCCACUCAAUCUGCGCCAACAUCGCCGCUGAUAAUGCCCUGCCCUCCGACACCGGCGCACUCGCCGGCUGCCAUCCAGGGUACGGUGAUGUCCCCGCCACAGUCUACCACCGCUGUGUUGGCGGCUAUGGCCAUUCUGACUCCCCCCUCUAAGCCGGCACGCUUUAGCUUUGACGAGGCACAUAUCAAGCAGCAGAAGGAGCAGCAGGCACAGCCCCGGACAGAACCUCAGCUGCAGUCGCAGCAACAACUUCAGUUGCAGCCCCAACCUGAGUUGAAGACCCAGCCACAGACCCAGUCCCAGCCCCAGUCAAUGCCCCAUCCAAUGCACAAAAUUACUCGUCAAACAAUCAGGGACUUGCCGCCGAUACCCAAGUUCCGAAAGCAGCAAUCCCAGCAGCUGCAGCGUCAGAAUUUUCCAAUUGUGCGGCGUGCCUCGGGCUCAGGUGUGUCCACAUCGGCGUCAGCACAUUCGCUGGCCAGCAGACUGCUCUCGCUGGAGCUAUUCAAUCCGGCCACUGAUGAUCUGGACAGCGACUCCAGCGAACCCUCCUCGCCCGACUCCAUUGACAGCGUCAUCAGUGCGCCGCGUUCGGCCAAGUUGCCAACUGGCAAUAGCGGCGAAGGUGGAGAUGCAUCGACAUCCGCCUCCCAGGACGAGGGAGAGGCCAGCCUGGCUCAGAUGAUCAGUUUGCAGCAGGAGCAGUACCACAAGGGCGAGUUGCAGAUCAAUAACGCCGUGCCACAUGCCAACGAUGACAUCAUCCUCAAUGCGGACAGUGCUCCACUGCUGCCGAAGAAACGGGAGUCCGGACACACGCAGGAUUGUGCGGAGUUUGCAGAGCAGCUGAAGGCGCAGCUGCAGCGUGAGCUGGAGGAUAAGAGCAAUCGUGCCGAGUGCCGUUCCCUGGAUGGUAUUGGAGAUCUUUCCGAGUACUUGGGCGGCACCAAGAAACGCUCGAAUGGGGAACUGAGCGCCUUCCGGGAUGAGUUGCGAGAGCGUCGCUUGAUGCUGGUCAAUCUAUCCACGCAGCCAAGUCUGCAGCAGUCACCGAUUUCGUCCAGCACAUCCUCGCUGUCCUCGCAGACGCGUAGCUUCACCAUACAAGAGGAGGAUGGUGAAGAGGAGGAGGAGGAGGAGAAUGAGUCCAGCUACUCGCUGGGCAUCUACGAGCACUGCAAAAUCUCCAAGUUCAACUACAAACGGAAUCGCCACUACCAGCUCAAUCCGGAGACGGCCUACCUGCUUCAGGACGAUGGAGACAGCGAUGUGCGCGACGACGAUGAUGAUGUCAUUCCUGAAGAGGAGGAAGACGAAGAUGCCGAGGCUCUCGAAGCACGUGGCGGCGAUCAGCUAGGCGAGGGCCUAGGCCAUGCCUCCAUGCACGACUACGGACAACGUCGCCGCAACAUGGCAGCCAUGAAGCAGGGCACGCACAGCUCCACGCCCUCGACCGUGUGCGCAAAUCCUUCGGCCACGCAGCAGCAACAGCAGCAGCAGGCACCGCUGCAGCAGCGCAACUCUAUCGAAUCGAUAGAGCACUCGAACAGCUCCACCAACUCGCUGGACAGUCCCUCGCAGGGCGGCUCGAGCACGCAUCAUCGCUACUACCAUGUGUUCCGCGAGGGCGAACUGGAUUCGCUGAUCAACCAUCAUGUGGCCAGUUUGCAUAUCGUGAGCUCCUACUACGAACGCGCCAGCUGGUGUGUGGUGGCCGAAAAGGUUCAGGUGUGGACCAUUUAACUCUAAACCCAUAAUCCCCCUCAAGGUGAGUAUCUUAUGCCCCCAAUGGAAUUGUUACAUUUAGUCUCUUAACUCUAGUCGAACCAAAAAACUAAUUGAAGCGGGGAAACCCCCAUAGCAUUAUUUUAUCGGCAGCUCUAACCUUGCAGUAUACUGUAUGGUUUCUAACCUUGCAGUAUACUGUAUGGUUAGUGUCGUCAGGCAACUCGCGCUUUUCAGAGUUGCCAGGCCUGUUCAAGAACGGCAGGGUUGCACUGCAUGAAAUCAAAUUUCAAAAA
Messenger RNA from Drosophila subobscura, 4722 nucleotides. RefSeq lists its product as uncharacterized. The record is from RefSeq and is a predicted model, not a curated record. Gene Ontology annotation, molecular function: tRNA binding; S-adenosylmethionine-dependent methyltransferase activity. The transcript has 4 exons. Gene Ontology annotation, biological process: tRNA wobble uridine modification. Bases 167 to 4444 code for a protein of 1425 amino acids. Gene Ontology annotation, cellular component: cytoplasm; nucleus. Lineage: Eukaryota; Metazoa; Arthropoda; Insecta; Diptera; Drosophilidae.